GUCUCCUUGUGUCGGUGGGCGGGGCGCCGUGCACGAGCUACUCCGUGAUGGGUCUGCGGAAGAAGUCUAAGGACAAGGUCAUGAAGACGCAUCGUAGGUAUUUCCGCCAGUGCUACCAGGUCUUGGAUGCAUACCUCUUCGAGAACGUGUGUGAGUACGACCUGAAGCAGCUACGUCUUCCGAAGUCAUGGAAGCAGCAGAGUGUUCGGGUUGACCCAAGGACCUUUGGACUGGGCUGUGCCAGGGCUCGCCUCUAUGUUAUCGCUUACAACACGGAGAAGGUCUGCUGGUCUCAGGACGUGCCGUGCUUUGCAGACAUGGUGGCAUGCCUGGCGGCAAGGCCUUGUCUGGGAGCGGGAGACUAUUUCUGCGAUCGCAAUGCCAAUGCAUCCUCCCUGACUCAGUCUGAGGCCUCAGUCUUAAGGACUUACGACGAAAAGCCAUGGGACAUUGUUGACUUGGGACAGAGGGGAGCAUUUCGUCGUGGCACGCUCAACAGCUCCCACCUGCCGACCUUGACCACCAACAGCGCGAAACUCUUCAGCAAGGCCAAGAAGCGGUUCAUGACCGCGGACGAAAUGUUUCAAUCCCAUGUUUUGGCCACGAACAAGGAUCAGGCCAGUUGCGGCAGCCCGGUCUUGGCCAGGUCUCACCUGUCUAGGUCUUCUGCA
Symbiodinium sp. CCMP2592 is the source of this 671-nucleotide messenger RNA. The record is from the annotation of a GenBank genome assembly. NCBI's taxonomy places the organism in Eukaryota, Dinophyceae, Suessiales, Symbiodiniaceae.